AUGUACAGCAGCCAUAGUGAGCGGAAUGGAGAGGGAUGGGCAGGUAGUAUGGGACCAUGUACAGCAGCCAUAGUGAGCAGAACGGGCUGGAGGGAUGAAGACAAAGCUGAAACGAUGCGAGUGGGGGAUGAAGAUGAAGCUGAAACGAUGCGAGUGGGGGAUGAAGACAAAGCUGAAACGAUGCGAGUGGGGGAUGAAGACAAAGCUGAAACGAUGCGAGUGGAGGAUGAAGACAAAGCUGAAACGAUGCGAAGACUGCCGUAUCAAUCGCAGAGUUCCAUUCAACAUCUGGGUGAACAUUGA
Molecule: messenger RNA, 303 nt
Organism: Suillus discolor
Lineage: Eukaryota; Fungi; Basidiomycota; Agaricomycetes; Boletales; Suillaceae
Exons: 1
Coding region: 1-303 (100 amino acids)
Source: RefSeq, a predicted model, not a curated record